Paramecium primaurelia is the source of this 414-nucleotide messenger RNA. The record is from the annotation of a GenBank genome assembly. NCBI's taxonomy places the organism in Eukaryota, Ciliophora, Oligohymenophorea, Peniculida, Parameciidae.
AUGAAUAAAAAUUAGAUUCUAAAUAAAAAAUACAUUAUCUGCUAUGGUGGUCAAUUGAAAUACUAUAGAAAGAAAACUAAAAGAUAAGUUCAUAAAACAGAAGAUUACAGUGAUUAAAUAUCUUAACCGUUACCUCCUAUUUUAUAAGCUGCCCGAAUCAAUACACAAUUAGAAAAUAUUAAUCUUAAAUACAGAAAUAAACCGCAUUCUAAUUACACUACUAGUACUCCUAAUAAUAAAAAUACAUCUCUGCCUCUUUUAAAAAUAUUACCAAAUGAUAAUUAAGAGUAAAUUAAGUAGAAAAUCAAUUCAUGUUUUCUUUCAUCAAAUUAAUCUAAAGUUAUCAUUAAGAAUGAUUUUUUAAAACAAAAUAUGAUUGGAUAUAGUAAGGUGAGCACAAUUAUGAUAAUUUGA